AUGGCGGGAGGUGAUCCAGGUCCCACCGAAGAUCCUCCUGAUCUAAAUCGAAGCAGACUCCCUCAGUUCAUGCGAAACAAAACUUACGAUGGUGUAACUCGUUUUUUGCAACUGCGUAUGAAAACUGUUGAUGGUGUUGACAAACGACCGCCGCUACCCCAGAAUCCUUUCCUUAUAGGAAAGUCUGUUGAGCAACUUGUCGGAUCUUCUAACUUGAAAAAUGUCGAAGCCAUUAAAGAAGGUCAAGGUGCGCAAUAUAUUUUACGCACAUCGUCGCCAGAAAUAGCUGAGAAGUUGCUUUCGAUGACAACUCUCUUGGAUAAAACCUUGAUUGAAGUAGUGCCUCAUCCAACAUUAAACUCAGUGCAAGGUGUUGUUUACCAAAUUGACUCUCUCGAGUUCAGCGAAGAAGCUAUUCUGGAUGAAAUAAAAUCGGAAGGUGUAACAGCUGUGCGUAGAAUAAAGAAACGUGAUGACAAGAAAAAUUUAAAAAAUACACCACUUCUCGUACUGACUUUCUGCUCUACAGUUCUACCAGAAUACGUUCGGUUUGAACUGCUACGCGUCCAAGUCCGUCCAUAUUACCCGUCUCCAAUGAUUUGUCGAGGCUGUGGUUCUUAUGGACAUACGCAUAAGAGAUGCGACAGCACGACUUGUUCAGUUUGCUUUAGAGAUCACCCGACUAUUGAAGGACAAACCUGCAGCAACGAAAAGUUCUGUAAACAUUGUAACCAGGAAGGUCACUCUCCGACAAGCCGUGACUGUCCCUCCUUCCAGAAGGAAGAAGCAGUGAUCCGCCUGAAAGUCAACAAAAGAAUCACUUUUCAGGAAGCUCGAGCAGAAAUUAAUCAAACCUGGAAUAAGCCAACAUACGCAAGUCAAGUUCAGCAACGCUUAACCCAAACGCAACGCGAUCCCGACGAAAAAGAUAAAAUUAUUUCUCUUUUACGCAAUGAGCUCGCAAAAUUACGGCAGGAGCUGAAAGAAAUCAGACAGAAAGAUCAACAAGGACCCAUACAACCAUCACAACCACCACAACAAUCUAAAUCACGCCUUUCUCGCAAAGAUUCUCUGGAUAAACCGAACAGUCAACAGUCUGAGCAAGCACAAUCUAAAAAAGCUACACAAAGUGAAUCGACUAGAACAACAUCUGUAGAGUGCAGGAGCUUCCACAACCACAAUACAAGAAGCGUUAGCAGGAAACGGAAUCUGAACCUCUCACAAAACGACAUAUCACCAUCAAACCCGAAAAACGGUUCAAAGAGAGUAAAUUUGAACAAGAACUCCCAACAGCCGCAGCAGGACGAGAACGUAGAUGCGAACAUGUUUUCUGAUGACGAUGACCAACAGUGA
Molecule: messenger RNA, 1353 nt
Organism: Uranotaenia lowii
Lineage: Eukaryota; Metazoa; Arthropoda; Insecta; Diptera; Culicidae
Exons: 1
Coding region: 1-1353 (450 amino acids)
Source: RefSeq, a predicted model, not a curated record